Hemiscyllium ocellatum (epaulette shark) is the source of this 2832-nucleotide messenger RNA. RefSeq names its product cyclin-dependent kinase 9 (CDC2-related kinase) (gene cdk9). The transcript is spliced from 7 exons. Bases 21 to 1163 code for a protein of 380 amino acids. Gene Ontology annotation, molecular function: ATP binding; cyclin-dependent protein serine/threonine kinase activity. The record is from RefSeq and is a predicted model, not a curated record. Gene Ontology annotation, cellular component: nucleus. Lineage: Eukaryota; Metazoa; Chordata; Chondrichthyes; Orectolobiformes; Hemiscylliidae. Gene Ontology annotation, biological process: protein phosphorylation.
CGAGGUGCCCGGAUGGCGGGAUGAGUGUCCGGCUCAGCGCCGACAUGAUCAAACAUUAUGAAGCGCUGGAUUUCCAGUUCUGCGACGAGGUCGGGAAGUACGAGAAGCUGGCCAAGAUCGGGCAGGGCACUUUCGGGGAAGUGUUCAAAGCACGUCAUCGCCAGACAGGCAAAAAGGUGGCUUUGAAGAAAGUCCUGAUGGAAAAUGAAAAGGAAGGGUUUCCCAUCACAGCCCUGCGAGAGAUAAAAAUUCUACAACUGCUGAAACAUGAAAAUGUAGUGAAUCUUAUUGAGAUCUGCCGCACUAAAGCUACACAGUAUAACCGCUACAAAGGCAGCAUCUACUUGGUAUUUGACUUCUGUGAGCAUGACCUUGCUGGAUUGCUCAGUAAUGCUAAUGUGAAGUUCACAUUGGCAGAAAUCAAGAAGGUAAUGCAGAUGUUGCUGAAUGGACUCUACUACAUUCAUCGAAACAAGAUUUUGCAUCGAGAUAUGAAAGCAGCAAAUGUGUUGAUCACCCGGGAUGGUGUUCUGAAGCUGGCUGACUUUGGUCUGGCUCGAGCAUUCAGCCUAGCCAAGAAUAGCCAGCCAAACCGCUAUACCAACAGGGUAGUAACCCUAUGGUACCGGCCACCAGAACUCUUGCUAGGUGAGCGAGAUUAUGGACCACCCAUAGAUCUGUGGGGAGCUGGGUGCAUCAUGGCUGAGAUGUGGACUCGAAGUCCCAUAAUGCAGGGUAACACAGAACAGCAUCAGUUAACCCUGAUCAGUCAGCUCUGUGGCUCCAUCACAGCAGAGGUUUGGCCUAAUGUUGAAAAGUAUGAAUUCUACCAAAAACUGGAAUUACCCAAAGGUCAGAAACGAAAGGUCAAAGAUCGGCUGAAGGCUUAUGUGAAAGAUCCUUAUGCACUGGACCUCAUUGACAAGUUGCUUGUCCUUGACCCUGCCCAGAGAAUUGACAGUGACGAUGCACUUAAUCAUGAUUUCUUCUGGACUGACCCCAUGCCUUCUGAUCUCAAAAAUAUGCUCUCGACGCACAACCAGUCAAUGUUUGAAUACUUGGCCCCGCCCAGGAGACGAGCUAGUCACAUGCCUCAGCAAUCAACAACUCAGAACAAGAAUCCUGCUGCUGCCAACCAGACAGAGUUUGAUCGUGUGUUCUGAAUGUGUUUAACGAGGUUAAUGGAUCGAAGAGACAGGUUAUUUUAUUUAUAUGAUGGUGCCAUAUUUGAGCUAUUAUGAUUUUAAAAUAUUGAACGUUCUACAUAUUAAUUGUGCCUAUUACUGAUCAGGUGUUGAUACCAUGCUAGAGAUACUUCUCUUCCAGAACCAAAAACUGAACUGAGGUUCCAGAAGUGACGCUCAUAUUGUGGGGGCUUAGAUUAAUUUCAGUUUUUCCCGGGGUGCUGUGGUUAUGAGCAUCAGUUUAGAAUUGUUCUGGAGUUCUCUGUUAACAAUUUCAAUCAUUUCAUGUUUGGCCGAUUGCUGAGUUGUCUCAGGCACUAUGGGUGGCUCAGAACAUGUGCAUACAGUGGAGAGCUAGAUUCUGGGUUUGUUCAUUGAUCUCCAUGAUAUGAGUUGCUUGCCUGUCAAGACCCUGAUGGUGCUCCACUGGGAAGGGAAGACAAGUUGAGCAGUAGCUUGUAAAGAGGUUGCCUCUCAUACCAGUAAUGAGAUUUGGAAACUUGGGGAAGAGAAUGAUUUAUAUUCAUUUAACUUUACUGAGGUCUGGGGAUUCAGAUCUUUGGAUGCUAAGGCAAUCGCUUUUAAAAGAGGUAGACCUUUACAAACAGUUAAUUUGCAAACUUCCAACACACUCAGGGUGUUGAAAUACCACGACAUCAUUUGUUGGUGAGAGCGGCCUCAUUGAGGUCAUGGCUGUUUCUCCCUGAAAUCAAAAAUAGCUGGAUAUUUGCUUCACUUUCAGGCAUUAAUAUAGUCAACAGGACUGUGCUGUACAUUUGUUGAAGUUUCUAAAAAUAUAUUUUUUUAAUUAUAGCAAAAUGUGUUUCUCACAGAAGUUGAUAUUUCACACCUGUUUGUUGUUGUUGUUUGGUGAUGCAUUCCAUUUGUGAUGAUGGAUUUCUGAUUCCUGUUCUAAUGUUGCCUGGUUACUGAAUGCUCAUUUGGAGCUGGCUGGAUUAAGGUGAAUUGAGUAAAUGGAGGUUGUUCUGUCAAGUUACAUGUUUUAAUUCCAAUAUCAGCAUUUUGACGUGUGUUCUUUUUCUGUCUCUUCCCUAGUCAGCCCAUCCACUUUGGUGCAGUAGUGCUUAGCUGGCUGAGUCAUGUGAUCAAAACCACCAACUGGUUGCAGUGUUCCUCACUUUAGCCAAAAGUGUACACACUGUAGAGACUGAGAUGGGGAGGCUUCAGUUAGUUUAUGUAAAUGCAGUACUGCUUUAGAAAAGGUACACUUGAAAACCAAAUUGGCUGAGCUGCUUUUAUGAAACUGAAAGCUAUCUUAAACAGUCCCUUAAUUACAGUUUAAUGAUCCAGACUUUAUUGAUGUGUGGAGACCAAUUUGCCCAUUGGCAGUAUAGAACAGUUCUUGAUUGUCACUAGUAUUGUUGGUACUUGACUCUGAAUGCAGUUUAUAUGACGGAGUUGAAAUAUCAUGAAAGCUUUAGCUCUUAUGGUGAAGUGCAGGAGGGACACAAUUUAGGAAGUACAGUUAAUGUGCAAUUCUUCAGUACAAGCAAUUUCAGUACGAAGAGUUUGUUACUUGUACAGUGCAAGUUUAGUGCGAAUUAGCUAUCAUUUUGUAGUAAAGUACAUCCACGUUGAAUAUGAAUUCUAUCUUGUUCCAGUUUGUAAAAUAAACUUGUAAAACACA